UAGAGGAAGACCGAGGAUGAAGACUGUGAUUGUGGUGCAUGGUGGCGCGUGGGCCAUCCCGGACUUGUUAGCCGAAGCAUCCAUGGCAGGAGUCAAAAAUGCUGCGUGGGCAGGCGAUGCUGUUCUUAAGAAUGGUGGGAGUGCAUUGGAUGCUGUAGAAAAAGCUGUGAGGUCUUUGGAAGAUGACCAAACUUUUGAUGCAGGUCAUGGUGCAGUGCUGAAUAUUGAUGGAGAGGUGGAGCUGGACAGUAUCAUCAUGGAUGGGGAAACACUUGCCACUGGAGCUGUGGCCUCUGUGAGAAACAUCGCUAACCCUGUUAGUCUUGCUCGUGCUGUAAUGGAAAAGACAGAUCAUGUCAUAUUGACAGAUAGAGGAGCGAGCAUGUUUGCGGAGCGCAUUGGUAUUCCAGUAGCUGAUGAUCUGGUGACUGAUCUGGAACGAAAAGACUGGGAACAAAGCAGUAGCUAUCCAGUCGGAGUUGAAAAAUUAUUCAACACACAAUGGGGCCAUGAUACAGUCGGAGCAGUGGCUCUGGACUCUUUGGGUAAUGUGGCAUGCGCUACAUCCACCGGAGGAAUCAGAAACAAAAUGGUGGGAAGAGUCGGAGAUUCUCCAAUUAUAGGAUCUGGUGGAUAUGCAGACAAUAGAAGUGGCGCGGUCUCCUGUACUGGUCACGGAGAGUCUAUUCUCAAAGUCACCUUAGCCAGAUUAAUCCUCUUUCAUAUGGAGCAAGGGAAAUCAGCCACAGCCUCCGCUGAAGCCUCACUUCAGUACAUGGGAGAGAGAGUGAAGGGAUGCGGAGGAGCUAUUGUUGUGUCCUCUACAGGGGACUGGGCCGCCAGCUUCACCACACCACGCAUGGCUUGGGCCUCCAUUAAAGAGGACGUCCUGCACUGCGGGUUAAAUCCCAAAGAAGAUUUCACUCAGACGCUGAAAUGAUAACAUUAUACUUUAAUUCUAUUUUCAUUCAUUAUUCAGAAUUUCUUAAAAUUUUCAGCUAAUUUAUUUUGCUAAAUUCUAUCAGUUUCCUAUGUGAUUAACUGUAUCCUUUAUACAUAUCUAAAAGUUAUUGUGCAUCAAUGGUAAUAAGCUGUUUCUCGUAUAAAGAAAGAAAAAAAAUACUCCUCUCUGCAGGUUCUGACAAGUUUAACCAACAGUUAAUGAAUGAUGAUUAAUUGAUUAAAAAAAAAUGUUAAGUGAGAACAUUGUCCAUUUUAGUAACUUUAGUAGCUACAGUAGAUUACUGUACAUACAAUAUAUAAUAACAUUUAUGCAGGUUGUCCCAACUGUUUCCUCAGUGAACAAAUAAUAGAAACACAAUAUGGUGUUAAGUGACUAAAUUAAGAAUUCUCAA
This is a messenger RNA of Carassius carassius (crucian carp), 1355 nucleotides long. RefSeq names its product isoaspartyl peptidase/L-asparaginase. Lineage: Eukaryota; Metazoa; Chordata; Actinopteri; Cypriniformes; Cyprinidae. The record is from RefSeq and is a predicted model, not a curated record. The transcript is spliced from 6 exons. Bases 17 to 940 code for a protein of 307 amino acids. Gene Ontology annotation, molecular function: asparaginase activity.